UCCAGCUUAACGCAUGAGAGCCUACGACUGAGAAACAGCGGUUGGCGGCUGCUCUCUCUCUCUCACUGCUUUCCCCUUGAAAUCAAGGCGCAUUUUAAAACUUUGUUUUUCUUUCUCUUAUUUUCGGAAUCAACCGGACUCCACGCGAAGCCUGUUUUUAUCCAGAUGAGCUUGCCAUGAGCAUCACGCGGCUGGAGACCUAAACCGUGGGGUCUGGAAGAGGUGAAGAUGCCUCAUGGACCGCUCCAUCACCGCCAGUGCGCCAGUUCAGGGCAUCCCGAACGCCGAAUAACAAAGAAAUGCCGAGGUUUAGCGUCAAAUGGGUGGUUGCGGUGGUGCUGAUUGGGGUGGUCGGCGGCGCCUUCUUCUUCUGCGAGUAUCUCAUCUACUUUCCGACCAUCCUCAAGUGCGCCUGGCCGAAGAUCAGCCAUGCUCGCGGCGGAGAGGGCAUCGACGGCCACUCGGUGGACUCUGCGGUCCGCGCUAUGGUGCUGUCGGACACGCACCUCCUCGGAGCCGUCGGAGGACACUGGUUUGACAAGCUGAGGAGGGAAUGGCAGAUGGAGAGGGCUUUCCAGACCGCUCUGUGGCUGCUCAGGCCCGAGAUAGUCUUUAUUCUCGGGGACAUCUUCGACGAAGGCAAGUGGAGCUCGCAGAAGCACUGGGAGGACGACGUGCGUCGCUUCCACAGGAUGUUCAGACACUCCACUGACACGGAACUGGUUGUACUGGUUGGAAAUCAUGACAUCGGUUUCCAUUAUGAGAUGGACUGGUUCAAGCUGCAGCGGUUUGAGAAGGUCUUCAACGCUUCCUCCACCAGGAUCGUCACCAAAAAGGGCGUCAAUUUUCUGCUGGUGAACAGCGUGGCCCUGCACGGCGACGGCUGUCCCAUCUGCCAGUCGGUGGAAAAAGAGCUGAUCAAACUCUCCAGGGACCUCAACUGUUCUCUUCAGAGCGCGCAGUCAGGGAGCGGAGUGAUGGACGGCUGUGAAGGCUCGCAGCUCUACCCUCCCACACCCCCCAUCAUGUUACAGCACUAUCCUCUGUACAGAGUGAGUGACGCUGGCUGCACAGGACAGGACGCCGCGCCGCCUGAAGAGCGACACCUGCUGUUCAGAGAGAAGUACGACGUGCUGUCGAAGGAGGCCUCACAGAGACUGCUGCAGUGGUUUAAGCCCCGCCUCAUCCUCAGCGGACACACCCACAGCGGAUGUGAGGUUCUCCAUGACAACAAGUACCCAGAAAUCAGCGUGCCAUCCUUCAGCUGGAGGAACAGAAACAACCCCAGCUUCAUCCUUGCGACGGUGUCACCGAGCAGUUACACGCUGUCCAAGUGUUUCCUGCCGGAGGAGAGCACGGUGAUCAGCGUUUACUGCUCGGCCGGCGCCUGCCUGCUGCUGCUGUUCCUCGCUCACUGUCUGUGGAUGAAAGGCCUGCUGCAGUGCCUCAGCCUCUGCCUGCUGGGGAAACACAAGUCUCUGUGAACUACAUUAGCCACAGCCCACCGGGACAGAGCCAUAAGCUGGUAAUUUGGUGUAAGUUGAUGUGAGGAUGCUCUGUGUGGACCAAAAAUAACGACAAGAAAAAAAAAAAUCUGUUUGCACAACCUUGAUUUGUUUGUCCGGGUGUUUAAAGGCACUGUGAAGGACAUUAUAUGAUUUUUAAAUGUUUUUAAAGGACUCAGAGUUAAUCACUACUGGUACUGAUGGUGAUGGUGAUGUUAGAGCCUGUGACGGAGGCCCAAUUGUUCUUACAAAUCAUCAGUUUUAACUUCCUCGGAGGAAAAGUAACCGUCACUGACUUCACCGCUGAGUGAGAAAGUACGCAUGCGUGGCACGGGUAGCACAAAUCAAAGGAGUAAAUAUGUAAAUACUAACUGUCCCUGGUCUGGUUUAAGGUGGUGAAGGUGCUUUAAGUCUCUUCUCUCUGAUGUUACCUGUGAGCCGAUGUGAACGCACACUGAUCAUCUCACUCUGAACACUCUUCGUUUCUGUCGUCGAUGUCAGAUAGUCCAUCCGGGUUCCUCAUUGUUUUUAUGACGCAUAUCAGAGAAAAAACAAAAAGAUAUUGUUGCUGAUUUUCUGUGCCAAAUGUUUGUGAAGGUUUUUUGCCAAAUCGUUGGAACGUUUCUGAUGAACUGUACAUAAUAAAUAAUCAGAAUCUUAAAGCCUGUUUCACAGUUUUCUGGUGGACGAGGGAGGAUGUUAUCACACGCGACAGACGAAAUCCUUAAUAUAUAGGUACAAAUAUUUUAUGUUUGCAGAUUCAUGUGAAAUAAAAUAUAAGAAA
Messenger RNA from Pundamilia nyererei, 2289 nucleotides. RefSeq names its product metallophosphoesterase 1 (gene mppe1). Gene Ontology annotation, biological process: endoplasmic reticulum to Golgi vesicle-mediated transport; GPI anchor biosynthetic process. NCBI's taxonomy places the organism in Eukaryota, Metazoa, Chordata, Actinopteri, Cichliformes, Cichlidae. The record is from RefSeq and is a predicted model, not a curated record. Gene Ontology annotation, cellular component: endoplasmic reticulum-Golgi intermediate compartment. Gene Ontology annotation, molecular function: phosphoric diester hydrolase activity. The coding region runs from base 300 to 1484 and encodes 394 amino acids. The transcript has 9 exons.